This is a messenger RNA of Neolamprologus brichardi, 1557 nucleotides long. The record is from RefSeq and is a predicted model, not a curated record. Lineage: Eukaryota; Metazoa; Chordata; Actinopteri; Cichliformes; Cichlidae.
CUUAUUUCGACCAAUGGCAAAGCGCGCUUUUUACAAACUCAUAUGAGUCCAGGAAGUUGACAGCCCACUGUGGUGAGAAAGGACGGGGCUAGUGGUUUUUAAAUCUGCACAAAACACCCGAUAAAACAAAACAUUUGGAGCUGUUCCGGUCUGAAAUACUUUACUGGAUGAUCGGAAGGAAGAAACGGAUACUCUGUUGAAUUAUAGGAACACAGAAGUUGCUUCAGUUGCUCCUCACAGCUUUAUCUCCUCAUCAUGGACUCUUCUCCAAUCCUUCGUCAACAGAGUCAGAAUAAAAUCCGCAGUGACUUUAUGAGAAUGAAGAAUGAACAAAACAAAAAGGUAACGGACACAAAGCCUUCCAAACCCAUGUCAGCAUCUCACCUUUCCAACAAAAAUAUUGAGAACAAAGAUCCAGGAAGCUCAGCCACUGGUAAAAAGGCACCUCUGCGAGCAGGUAUAAGCAGACUUCCGGUGCUUGCAAAGUCCCUCCAUCUUCAGACUCCCUCGGACUUCAGUCAGUCCCACUGCAGGUGGGAGGAGAAACCUCUGGCUCGAAAAGCGCCGAAGAAAAAGCCACUCACUCGGCCUGUACCUUUUAACCUGUCACAGCCCAAAAGCACAAGAACGGCUGCUGAAAACCAACCUCUGGCUGUCCCAAAGCUUAGGACUCAUGCAAACACAAAACCGUCUAAACAUCCAACCGCUUUAAACGGCAACAAGGACUCAACCAAAGCUGCAGGGAAGCCUCUCGGAAAGACAACAGAAGAUGCUUCCCACCUACCGGGACCAACUGGGCCUUCCAGCACAUUUCAGACUUCAUCUUUGUCCACCGCUAUGUCAUCCCUUCCUGAUAGUGCUGCUACUUCUGCACAGCCUGCCCCCAGUGCAGAGGUCUAUUUGAAUAGCAUGAACCUGCUCAGUCUAAAAGACCAUUCAAAAACAGCACAUGCUAGUCGGACCACGCAGUGCAAUUCUUCAAAAGGUGAAAAGGGGGAGAACUUCCAGCCUGACCAUGCGGCUUUGCUUAGCAUCCUCCGGAACGAAGGAGUGGGCGUCACAGGUCCGGCGCCUACGACUCCGCAGUCCAAACCGUACAACUAUUUGCCCCAGCGAGUGUCCGUCAUGAAGAGCCGGCAGAAAGCUGGAGCCCCUGCAGGAUCAGUGAAGUCUGUGCAGUUCUCUCCAGACCCCGCUGCGCUGCAAAGCAUCCUCCAGAACGAGGGAGUGAAAGCUGGAGGGCCCGUGGGCACAACACCCCGAAGUUCAGUCUGUCCACCAAGCAGGGCGACUUCAAUCUACACAGCUCAGAGAGUGCCGGUUAGAAAGAAUCGUCCAGAGGCGACUGCUGCGCCAGCAACAGCAGCAGCAGCACUCAAAGAGACGGCGCUGAACAAAUGGACCCCACAGAGAGUCCGCAACACCAGACAUCAGCCCCUGUCUGCUAUGAAAUGGCAUCAGUCGCCAUACGGCACUCCUGGAUUCAAGAGCUGCAAAACCAACCUUCAGCCCCAACAGGAGGUGAGAUGGGAAACCCUGACUUAACCUAUUAUUUUA